Molecule: messenger RNA, 3517 nt
Organism: Pseudophryne corroboree (corroboree frog)
Lineage: Eukaryota; Metazoa; Chordata; Amphibia; Anura; Myobatrachidae
Gene: ATG9A
Product: autophagy related 9A
Exons: 17
Coding region: 400-2880 (826 amino acids)
Biological process (GO): nucleophagy; autophagy of mitochondrion; protein localization to phagophore assembly site
Cellular component (GO): phagophore assembly site; autophagosome
Source: RefSeq, a predicted model, not a curated record
AGUCAAUGCUAUAGAGAGAAGGGCUGUCUGCUCUGUGACUGUGGUAGAGGAGCGGCCGUGGUAGACAGUGCCCGGGCAACGGAGGCGGGUGAGAGGCGGACACCCUGCGGUUGCCAUGUCCCAUUGGUGCUCGGAGCGCCUGUCUCACUAGCUGGGAUGGGAUGGGCGCGCUAAUCAAGGAAAUAUUGUCUACAUUCUCCUUUGUUAAUGGAGUGGAGUUACUCCUAUUCAAGAGCUGAAUGAAAUUAACCUUGAGAAUCUGAACAAUUUGUUAAGGUUCCUUAAACCACUGAGACCUAGCUCAUUAUGCAAUUUAUUCCUAAAUCAGGAGUCUGGAUUCAGAGUUUUAAAAUUUCCUCCACUUUGAAGGCUGAGAUCUGGAUGUGAGGCUGUGGAGAGAUGGCUGUCUUUGACACACCGUACCAGAGGCUGGAGGCCUCUUAUACCGACUCGCCGCUCGGGGAGGAUGAUCUGCUGGUGCAUGUUCCUGAGGGAAGUAAAUCCCCAUGGAAUCACAUAGAGAACCUCGAUCUCUUCUUUUCUCGAGUGUACAACUUACACCAGAAGAACGGAUUCACCUGCAUGCUGAUUGGAGAGACAUUUGAGUUGCUACAAUUCAUCUUCGUUGUUAGUUUCACCACCUUCCUGGUGAGCUGUGUGGAUUAUGAUAUCCUAUUUGCAAACAAGAUGGUGAACCACAGUCAGAGUGAGAACAACAAAGUGACACUGCCAGAUGCCUUCCUGCCCCCCGGAGUCUGCAGAGACCGCAUACAGGAGAACUGGUUUCUUACCUCUCUUCUUGUCAUCGCUGGCGUCUUCUGGAUUCACAGACUCAUAAAGUUUAUAUAUAAUGUCUGCUGUUAUUGGGAGAUCUACAACUUUUACAUUCAAGCUCUACGCAUCCCCAUGGCAGAUCUCCCCUAUUACACUUGGGAGGAGGUCCAGAGCAGAAUUGUCCAAAUCCAGAAGGAGCACCAGAUCUGUAUCCAUAAGAAGGAAUUGUCGGAAUUAGAUGUGUCUCAUAGAAUCCUGCGCUUCAAGAACUACAUGGUGGCCAUGAUCAAUAAGAACCUGCUUCCACUUCAACACAGGCUCCCCCUGCUGGGCAAUACAGUCUUCUAUACCCGUGGCCUCAAGUACAACUUCCAGCUGAUAUUCUUCUGGGGCCCUGGAUGUCUUUUCCAGAAUGAGUGGAGUUUAAAACCGGAGUACAAGCGAGCUGGUGUGCGCCUAGAGCUGGCUGACAAGCUGUCUCAACGCAUCCUCUGGAUAGGACUUGCCAACCUGGUGCUUUGUCCUCUUGUACUUGUCUGGCAGAUCCUGUAUGCCUUUUUCAGCUACACAGAGGUGCUGCGUCGGGAGCCUGGUAGUCUUGGAGCCCGAUGCUGGUCCCUAUAUGGCCGCUGCUAUCUUCGUCAUUUUAACGAGCUGGAUCAUCAGCUACAGGCAAGACUGAGCCGAGCAUACAAGCCAGCCAGCAAAUACAUGAACUGCUUCCUCUCCCCACUCUUGGCUGUGGCUGCCAAACACUUGGGAUUCCUGGCUGGCUCUAUAUUGGCGGUGCUGAUAGCACUCACUGUGUAUGAUGAAGAUGUUCUUGCAGUGGAACACGUGCUGAGUGCAGUCACACUCUUGGGGGUUGUAGUGACUGUUUGCAGAUCAUUUAUCCCGGAUCAGCACCUGGUGUUCUGUCCAGAGCAGCUACUAAGGGUGAUUCUGGCUCAUAUUCACUACAUGCCCGACCACUGGCAGCGCAGUGCUCACCGGGCAGAGACCCGCGGGGAGUUUUCUCAACUUUUUCAGUACAAAGCUGUAUUUAUUCUGGAGGAACUGCUCAGUCCGCUGCUGACACCUCUCGUGUUAAUUUUCCGACUCCGUCCAAAGUCAUUGGAGAUCAUAGACUUUUUUAGAAACUUCACAGUUGAGGUGGUGGGUGUUGGAGACACCUGUUCAUUUGCACAAAUGGAUGUCCGACAGCACGGCAAUCCUGCGUGGAUGUCAGCCGGCAAGACGGAGGCUUCUGUGUACCAGCAGGCAGAGGAUGGCAAGACUGAGCUUUCACUUAUGCAUUUCGCUAUAACUAACCCCCGGUGGCAGCCCCCUAGAGAGUGCUCGGCUUUCCUGAGUCAUCUGCGGGAGCGAGUCCAGAGAGACAGUGGUGGAACAACCCCCAAAAACCCAAUUAGGCUGGCAAAUCCGUUGCAUUUCUCCGGGUUAUCCCUGCAGUCUGAUUGUGAGCCCCACAGUCUGGCGGUGAACAUGUUCUCUGCGAUGUCUCCAGGUGGGAUCCCAGCACAUGCUGAUGUUCUCUGCUCUCCACAUGUCUCUGCCGUGUCUGAAGUAGCUUCUGCUCUCCGCUCUCUUUCACCGCAACAGGCCUGUCACAUGGCACCAAAUCAGAGCGGUAUUGAAUUCCGGAAUAGCAGCUUUGGGAGUAGUUUGUGGGACGGUCCCAUGACCAGCGGCCCUCUGUCUGAAUACGCCUCGAUGGAGAUGAGCCUACAUGCUGUGUACAUACAUGAAUUACAUCAGCAGCACAACCGAAUGGCACCUGGCCGGCACAUAUGGCACAGGCAGGAGAGUGAUGAGAGCGGAGAGAGUGUCCAGGGAGACGGGCUGAACAACACUACAUCCAACAUACCUUCCUCUGCCAGCUGCCCCUCCCCAGCUGCACUGCUCCGGGAAGAUAAGAUGCCUCCAAUCAGUGCUCAUAGGUUCAGUGCCAGUACAGAUUUUGGAUCUGUGCAGAGAGCACCUUCUAAUUUAGCAAGGCAACCUAUGGGUGGGUGGAGUGAAGAUACACAGAUCACCAGGCACCCAGAAACCGUGCCAGAGGAGGGCUCUGAAGAUGAACUUCCACCCCAGACACAGAAGGUGUGAAGUUUAUCCUCCCUCUGAAGAAAUGGUCUUUAUAUAGACCUCUCCCCACCUCAUGAUUUCUUGUUGACCAGGAAAUGCUCGGAGAGGAGAUAUGUUCAUGAACUAUUUAUGUGCAUCUGGCUAAAUGUUCGCUUCAAUACAUGUAAAUAUUUAUAUAUACAUAUAAAUUGGGUUGGUGUGCGUGGGCAGAAGACUGACCUGGAUUUGCACUGGAUUAUGACAUUUUUUUGUGAUGCCAUGAACAUGAAUAGAAUACACAAUACACCGCGUGAUUGAAUGGAGAUACACAUUGUACAGAUGCCUCGGUAUCACUGUAUAGACAAGUUAUAAGACAGCAGCUGGUACCUAAAGUUUCUAUACUGAGCAUGUAGGGACUAGAGCAAAGCACUGCGUGGGAUUUUCUUUUCCAACUUCUGAACAUAAUAAGAAUGAAGUGAAUACGAAGGCUUGUGGAAAUAAUACAUAAGCCUGCUCCUCGCUACUUACAUGGGGUCAUUGUCACUGCUAUAGCUGUUGUGUACCACUAACUUGUCUGAAACGGCACAUCAUUCUGCAAUGUUUUGUAUAGAAAUGUAUAUUGCAUAUUUUGUACCAUUGUAUAAUUCUAAUUAAAGAUUAUCUGUAAUGUCAGACAAAA